Stegodyphus dumicola is the source of this 6850-nucleotide messenger RNA. RefSeq lists its product as uncharacterized. The record is from RefSeq and is a predicted model, not a curated record. Gene Ontology annotation, molecular function: 8-oxo-dGDP phosphatase activity. Lineage: Eukaryota; Metazoa; Arthropoda; Arachnida; Araneae; Eresidae.
UUUUGUUAAUAUUCAUAUUUAUAUUUUUUAUGCUGAAUGGCAACAAGUAGUUUAUAUUUAUAUUUACAUUUCUUUAUGCUGAAUUGCAACUAGUUCUGAUUCAUGAUUGCUUGGUUUUGUUUUCCAAACAUUGCUGUACUAUUAUCGUCGCAUUUCGAUAGCUGGAAAAUAAAAUGCAAUAAACUUAGCUAUUUGUUUAUAAUUCAUGCUGUUACUAAUCAUAAAUUAAUUUUAAACAUUAAUAGCCAAGGCUACAUAUCCAAACAUAGGAGCAGAACGAUAUGACACGGUAUACGAAUUGCUCGGUGUCACAGUUCGUCUGCCGAAACUCGGGAAAUAGGAUGAGUUGGUCUAAUAAAUUGGAAAUGCUACUAAAGAAUUUUAAUCUUCGAAGUAAGAUAGGUCCUGAUGAAGGUGACUGUAAAGUAUUUUUCGUUGGAGAAGAACAAGUUGGAGUGAUAAGGGCUGAUAUAUGGAAACAUCUUCUUCACUAUCCAAGUGUUUUUCAAUAUGAUAAAUCUCGUGAAAGGGUAACUUUAAAUCCAGAAUGGAGAACUUAUGAUGAAAGAAGUGAAAAAUUUGAUAAUGUUUUGCGAGAAUUAAGAACAAAAGAAAUUUUUAGUACUCUAGCUGGAUGGAGGGAUGAGUGCUAUGACGUCAGUUCUAAAUUUGGUGAUGUUCCUGUAAUGAAGAUGGAAAGGUCUGCUACAUGUUUAUUUGGGAUUAAAAGAUGUGGUGUUCAUGUUAAUGGCUAUGUUAAAAAUAUCGAUGGAAGUAAAUGUUUAUGGAUACAGAAACGGGCAUACACAAAGCCAACAUGGCCUGGAAAGUUGGACAAUAUGGUUAGUGGUGGCUUUGCUGUGGGUAUGACUAUUCUGGAAUGUGUACGUAAAGAAGCUCAAGAAGAAGCAUCAUUACCAGAUGACUUAUUAAAUGCUAUGAUCCCUGUGGGAACAGUUUCGUUCAUGUUUGAAGAUGAUAGAGGCAUAUUUCCAGAAACUUUGUUUGUUUUCGAUAUUGAACUCCCUGUGGACUUUGUGCCCAUCAAUAGUGAUAAUGAAGUUGAAAGCUUUCAUUUAUAUUCUAUAGAAGAACUGAAGAAAGUUAUUGUCACUGAUGAUUUUAAACUUACUAGCUCUCUAGUCACUUUGGACUUUUUAGUGAGACAUGGUUAUUUAAACUGUGAUGAAGCAAAAGUAAAUUUUUUAUGCGAUAGUCUUCACUAAGAAGAGAAAAGUUGAACAGAACCUGCAGUUUUGUGGAACCUCACUGCCCUGGGCUAAGCAAGUCACUUAUCUUGGGGUGAUUCUCACAAAUUCUCUUACAUGCUCCCCACAUAUCCCUCUAUUAUUCAGAAGUUUCAGAUUCGUAAAGCUAAACUUUCAACCCCUUAAUUGCCCAAUACAGCAUUCUGUGUAUAGAUAAUAAGUUACUCAUUUGUAAAUCUAUUUUGCAUUCCAUCCUCUGUUAUGCUUGUGUAGUCUGGGCGUAGUCAUGUAAAACUCUACGUAAAAAUCUGCAAACUGCCCAGAAUGUUGUUUUGCGGCUAAUUACAAACACACCGUACUAUAUUAGAAACAAUGCAAUUCAUGCGGAACUAGGCAUAAUUCCGCUGAAGUUUUUACUUUCAUCUGGCCAGACAGUUUCAUGUUCGUUUACAUACUAUAAGUAACUCUGAAAUCAGAAUUUAUAAUUAUGAUUAUAAGAACAAUACUAAUAAAAAAAGGCCAAUGUUCCUUCUCAAUACAAAUGUAAUCAUGAAGUCUGAAUUUUUGUAUUUGCUUUGUCAUGUUAUUCGGUGAACUGUAUUCAGGAGCUGGUUGACUUUGGUUUUAACAACAAAGAUUAUCAUCACAAUAUAUUUAUUUUAUCAUUCAUUUAUUAACCAUUUCGUAGUUAUCAAGGCCUCUAAACAUUUUAAAUUCUCAAUCACAUUGCUCUAAGCUCUGUUACAGCAAUUACACAGGACAAAAAAAGUACUCAAUAAUGAUAUGUAGAUCGAGAAAAAAAAACUCGCUAGCAGCACUGCCUAUCGGCAACUUUUACUCACUACUAAACACAUAAUAUUUUAGUAGUGAAUACAGAACGUUUAGUAGAUAAAUGUUUAGUAGUAAAUAUUUGUGUGUAUUGUAUGCAUUUGUUCACCACUAAGACCUGUUGAUUCAAAAUUACCUUGGUAACGUAGAUUCAGUUAGAUAGCUUUGAGGCUUGAAUUUAUAGUGCAUGAAUUUUUUCAAAAUUUAAAUUUAAAAAAUACUAUAUCUCAAAUAAGUUACUUUGUAAAAUAUUUCAAAACUUUCAAUUAUGUUGGAUUUGGGAUAAGACAUCAACCUAGGCACCCAGGUGUAUCAAAACAGAGAAAGAGUAAAUUUUUACCUUUGCCAUUUUAUGAUCAGCAAUUUUACUUACCUUCAUUUUAUGCAUGAUGAAAUUUCUUGUAUCACAGACAUAUUUUAUUUCUAAAUACUUGAGCAAUAGACCAAAAAUAUUGUAAAUGAAACAUGCUAUUUUUUGCUACAGAAAUUAUUAACUGUGGCAAAAAUUUACUAGAAUGUAGUAAUUUUUUUUCCUUUUUCUCUGUGAUACGUAUAAAAUAUGUACUGUUGUAUACUUGUAUGUAUUUUCCAUUGAAAGAUGUGUUACCCAUGCUUUACAGUAAUUUCUCUUUCAAUGCAGAAUGAAGUUUUCAGGAGCAUUGUGACUUAAAACUGGACCAGAAAGAAUUCUUUUGAAAGAAAUGCUGUUAACAUGUGUAAAAUCAAAUAAAAAUUUCAUUUAUAUGAAUAAACAAACUUAAAAGUAUACAAUGCAAAUGAAUGAAUAGAAAUUUUUAAAAAGACUAUUUGAAUCAUUAUAAUUCAACCACGCAACUCUAAUUAAAAUAAAAUUCUUUAAACAGGAAAAAAAUCUAAAGAUAACAUUUUGAUUUAAAAAUGUAACAUAAACAUAAAAAUAUUUCCAAGAAAGAAGAAAUGAGAAAAUUUUUUCUGCACAUACAGGAUAAAAGGCAAAGUAGAAAGGUUAACGUAAACUGACAAAAGAGAAACAUAGCAAAGUAAAACAUACCUUUAGAUAAUGUAGUAAUCUUGUUUCGGGCAUAGAUUUUAAACAAUAUUCUGUUGAUUUCAAGGGUGAUUUCUGUGCCUGUUCACCCUCAAAUCAGUAGAGUCUUGGUUAAAAUCUAUGUGAAACACCAGAUUAUUGCUUUGCCUACUUGUAUGAUAAAUUGAGAAAUUUGCCAAGUGACUUAAUCUUGGCAGAAAGGAAAAAAGGGGUGCCAAACUACAUUUUGAAUUGCUUCGGAAGUUUCUCAUACAAUAUUCAGACAUAAUUUGAGCCUUUGAAUCAAAAUAUGGAAGAAAAAAAACACAUAAGAAUGUUAUUUCAGAAAAAGUCUGAUUUCUGUGUUAAAAUUUGCAUCUUAAAACAAUACUAGUUAUAAAUCUAAUAUAUAUAUCUAAGUUGUGCUUUUGAGAUUGAGAAAUGAAAGUUGAGUUUUGGUAAUGGGUCAAGUAAAACAGCCUUUAUUCUUUUCUUUUCUUUCUUUCUUCCCCCCCCUUUUUUUUUAAGUUGAUGUACAUUAAAUAGAAGAAGAAAAACUAGUUGUUCUAUUUUAUUACAUAAAGAUGUAUGCCAGGAUCGUAAGUUUACCGUGAACUGAAAGAUCAGCAAGUCCAUAAAAGUAACAAGCAUAUAUAUAUAUAUAUAUAUAUAUAACAUUGACUGCAAAUGCAAAAUAGACCCUAAAAGCAGAACAUAAAUAAAUAAAUCAUUUUACAAUAUUACAACAAUGCAGUAAAAAUGAAUUAAAUAUUUACAGAUAUGUAUAGCAGUACUGUACAUUUAUGUUUACAUUAUGUUUAUGUUUGGUUCUAAGUUGUGCUCUAUUAACAGAAAAACAUAUGUAAAAUUUGAAAAAGAUAACAUUGAAUAAAACAAAUAAUUAAAUUUUAUCUGUAAUAAUUAUUUCUCUUUAGGAGUAUAAAAUAAAUAAGUACAAAUUUGAAGUACAUUUCAUUCAUUCAUGGCUUGAAUGAAUAUGAAUGGUCAAAUAUUGAUGUAUGCUUGAUUGCUAGUUAAGGAAUGAAUUCAUUUUGUGUUCUUGGGGAAAUCUGUUUGUUGUUCACAUUUUACUAUAAUUCUUCUGCUUUAGUUCAAAACUUUUUUUAAUUUGUUGCACUUUUUUCCAUUAAAAAAACAGUUAUGCUAAUUUUUAUUAAAAGUUGGUAAAAUGCAUUGUUUCUAAUUUUGAAUAUUUUGUUACUUCUGUGAGAAAUCAUUGCUUCCUGUACUUUGAAGUUAUUACAAUCUCCUAGUUAAUUAUUUUUCGCAUUUGUAGUCAUCUGUUUUUGAAACUGUUAGAAAUUGUUUUAUGUAUUAUUAGUAUUAUGCUUUAAAAUUUUUUACAUUCCUCCUUAGCUUUAAAAAGAUGCAAUUGAAGCCUGUUUCAUGUUUAUUGAUUAAUUUCAUUGUAUAUAGUUCCUUUUUUUUAAUAUAGUACAAAUUAUAUUUUUGUAUGCUUGUUUUAUUCAAAAUUAUUAUUCUGGGCAGUAUUUCACAACCGUUCAUAACUUCUGUGAUUUUAUUUGAAUUUCAUUUUAAAAUUGUGCUGUGCAUUUGCAGUUGGAAAAUUAUAUCUGCAUUUUUAAUGAUUUGAUUUUCUUCCAUUCUUUCUCAAUGUGUGUAUUUGAAAAGUGCAAAAUUCCUGGGUAAUAAGAUUAGAUACUUUUAAUGAACAAAUUUUAUAAAGCUUAUAUUGAACUGGCUCUAGACUAAUAAAGAGAAUAGACAAAUUUUCAUUGUCUUAUUUAAGGAUUUUAUUUUUUGAAUAUGUAAAAGAAGAGGAUAUUUUGUUUAGAAUAAUAUUAAAGAAGUACUUAAUUUUUUGUUUAUUUGUUUUUGUUUUCAAUAUUUGCAUUAGAUGUAAUUUUAGAACAUGUUCAGCUUUUCAGUUUGCUAAAGAUCUUCUAAUGUUUAUUUCAAACUGAAUGUUUAAAAGACUUCCCCCUCCUCCAUUAGAAAAUAAUAUUUUUAAAGCUAAAUAAUUCGAGCAUUUUAAAAUGUUAUAUUCUGUUAUUUGUAUUUAAUUUUGUUUUUAAAUUUCAGUUUGCUAUUUUACACUAACAGAUAAUUUUUCUAAAAUGCUUAUAAAAGCUAUUUAUGCAAGUUCCAUUGUAAAUUGUAAUGGAAACGUUUUUUCAAGUUUUACUUAUCUUUUGGUAUGUUUAAAUGUACACAUCUUGGUAAAUUGUGCAUGCAUGCUCUUGUUGUAAAUAAGAACUGGAGAAGUAAAAAUCUGAUUUAUUGUUGGAUAUUUUUAUAUAAGCUCUUAUUUAUUUUGAUAGGAUUCCAGUUUUAUUGGUUGAGAAGCACUGUUAUUUUAUGAUUUACAAGAAAAUUCUGUGAUUUUAAAGCAGUAUGAGAAGAUAUGUAUUUGAGCUAAUACUGGAGCAGUAUCCUAUGGUUGUCUAAUACAUAUAUAUUCAUGAUGCACUUGAAUGCCAAACAUUCUUAAUAACUUUUUUUGAUGAAAAGUGAUAUACAUUGUAGUGUGAUAGUUUGUAAUAUGAACUAAACUAUAAAAUAGUUAUAGUUUUCAUACAUGAUAUAUUUUAACUUUCUUAUACAUAUUCUAACAAAUUUCUUGACAUUUUUAGGUAAUUAAAGUAUGCAUUUAAACUUUUCAUGGUUGUAUUUAUGGUUCCACUAUUUUUUUAAUGUUAACUAUAACUCAAGUUUAUGUUUAAAGCUCAUAAACAAAAUGAAGAGUACAAUAUUUAUAUUUUAAUAGCUAACUGAGAUAUGUAUGUUGUGCUAUAAACUAUGUUAAAGAAAUAAUUCUUGAAAGAAACUUUCUUUGCAUAACAUGUAACUUAGCUAGUAGCAAAGGCAUAAAUCAUCUGUGUUUUUAAAUUUAAGUGCAUUUUGAAUGAGAAAAAGAAAUUAUUUUAUUAGUGGUAAUGCAAAGUUUGUGUGUGAUAUUUGGUUUAUUUUCUCUUAUAUUAUUCCUUACUUGAUUUAGUUUUACCAAAACUAUUAUUUUCGAAAAAAUUAUCUGUACUAUUUCUAAACUGUGAUUAUGUUUAGUAGUUUUGCAGUGCAAUAUAUAUUUUUUUAUUCCCUUAAUUCUUAACUGGUAAACUUGUGAACAGGCACAUUUUGUAGAUUUCUGUGUUAAAUAAUAAAAAAGAUUUAAAUGUUUCAUAAUUCUUUUGCACAUGAAUAGAAUAACUAAUAAAAUAUUAUUUAUAACCUAAAUAAUAAGUAUAAUAUGCAGAAUUUGCAUCUGAAUAGUUAUAAAUACAUAUAAAUCCAGUAAAAUGUCUUUUUCUUUAUCAGAAAAUUAGUGUAAAAUAUGUAAAAAUUGUAGAAGCAGAAUAUUUUUGGAUGUACAGUGUAUAUAAUUCUACUUUACACUUUGCAGUUUAUUUCCAUAAUGCUUGUACAAAUAGAGAAAGCCAUGAAUAAUUGUAUGCUAGUAAGUAUUAUCAGUUAUAUUAAAGCUGUUAUAAUAUUAAUUUACAAUAAAAAUACCUGCAUUUAAUGAAAAAUUUUAUUAAAAAAAUUCUUCAUUGUGAAAUUCAUUAAUUAUUUAAAAACUAAUAAAAUUUAAGCCUAAAAUAUAUGUAUCUGUAUUAUAUCGUUUUUGAAAGAAUAGUCUGAAGACAUUUUAUUGUAGUUUAAGCUAUGUGUAAUAUUAAACCUAAUUUUAAAUGAUUAGAUUGUAAUAGAAUGCGUUUGAUUUAAUACAUAUUUACAGUUAUUUUGACCAUAAUAUAUGUUAUUUCAUAAACCUAUAAAAUAAAAGAAUAGGUUUUUAUAUUCAUAUAAGCACACCUUAAGCAUUCUG